This is a messenger RNA of Emiliania huxleyi CCMP1516, 1434 nucleotides long. RefSeq lists its product as hypothetical. The coding region runs from base 1 to 1434 and encodes 477 amino acids. The record is from RefSeq and is a predicted model, not a curated record. The transcript has 6 exons. NCBI's taxonomy places the organism in Eukaryota, Haptophyta, Isochrysidales, Noelaerhabdaceae.
AUGGUCUCCAACAUCGCCCAGAAGCUCGCCGACAAGGAGAAGUCGGACGAUGCGCCGCCGUGGUCACGCGUCGUGCCGCUCGCGAUGAUCGCGUGCGUCGCGGCCAUCCUCGCCUCGCCGGGCUCCGUCGUCGGCCCCGACGGGCCGGUCCCGCGCUUCGCCGCGGUCUCCGCCCGGCUCGCUGCGCGCGACGCUGGCGGCGCGGCGGAGCAGGAGGCGGGAGCGGCCGUCGCGCCGCUGCUCGCCGGCCUGCACGGCCGCGCCCUCGUCCUCGGCGCCGCCGGCUUCACGUCGCUCCUCUCGCUCCCCGGACUCGGUUCACGCGCCAUCCCGUCGGUCGACGCCGUCGUCUCUCUGUCGGCGCUCUGCCGCGCCAACCUCACGGCCGCGCUCGCAGAGGUGAGGCGGGUGCUAAAGUCGAACGGGCGCCUCGUCGUCUUCGAGCCGACCCUCGGGCUCGACUCGCGCUCCACUCGCCGCCUCCAGGCGCUGACCGACGGCUGCCGCCUGGACGACGACCUCGCCGGCCUGCUCGAGGAGGGCGGCUGGAGUCGGCAGAGCAUGGCGAGGCACUCGCUCGCCGCCGCGCGCAGCUGGCUGACGGCGCCGUUCGUGCUCGGCGGCGCCGGCGCCAACCUUCACGAGCCUCCCUCGGGAGCUCAGGCCGAGCCAUCGGCCGACGCGCCGCCAGCGCCGGCCGAGGACGACAUCGUGGCUCGCUCAACCUUCACGCUCACCUCGGGCGGCGGUUCGCGUGGCUACGAGUGCGUGGUGCGGCGUGGCCAGGACGCCGCCGCCGCGGCCGUCGCCUUCGCGGAGGAGCACGCGCUCAACGUCGACGGCGUGCUCCAGAUCGCGCAGCACCUGGUCGGACAGGUGGAGAGCGCCGCCUACGAGCCGCCAAAGGAGCUGCGGCUGCGGACGGCCGGCGCGCACAAGAAGAGGGCCGAGUCGCUGGCCAAGGAGGGCGUGCAUGACGAGGCGGCCGAGCACCUGGCACGCGCGCUGAUGCGGCCAGGGCUCGAGACCGACAUCGCGGAGGCGGAUUGGUCCUCCUUUCUGGCCGAGGUGCUCGCCCCCUCGAAGCUCCGGGGGCAGGACGCGUCGGAGCAGGUCUUCGCCUUUUGCGCCGCCAACGGGCUGCACUCGGCGGACGAGGUGAGCAAGCUGGGCGGCCUUGUCAGCGGGCGGCUCGAGGAGGCGGGCCACGCGCGCGAGGAGGCGACGAGUGCGGCGGCGCUCGUCGUGCGCGGCGCCAGGCAGCGGCGCGAGGGCGGCUAUCCGCCACCCCAAGUUUACCCACCUCACCACCUCCCCACCCUCACCUCCAGGCAGCGGCGCGAGGGGGACUACUCCGCCGCGGGCGCCGCGUUCGCUCGCGCGCUGCACCAUGCCGGCGCGGGCGAACUGAGCAAGGAGCAGCUGGCCUUCUAG